This is a messenger RNA of Morone saxatilis (striped sea-bass), 1061 nucleotides long. RefSeq names its product transmembrane protein 59 (gene tmem59). Gene Ontology annotation, cellular component: late endosome; lysosome. The record is from RefSeq and is a predicted model, not a curated record. Gene Ontology annotation, biological process: positive regulation of autophagy. The transcript is spliced from 8 exons. Lineage: Eukaryota; Metazoa; Chordata; Actinopteri; Moronidae. The coding region runs from base 81 to 1061 and encodes 326 amino acids.
CGAGAUUACAAACCCGAUUAAGGAGGAGGAGGAAGAAGAAGAAGAAGAGCGUGUUGUUUGUUUAGGUUUUCGCAGGCAAAAUGGGGAUUCUCUCCUCCUUUGUCUCUGUUUUGGGACUCUUCGUCCUGCUCGCGUUCACAUCGGCGUCCUCGGAUGUGUUCGACAGCGUGCUGGGAAACACGGCCUCCUGUCACAAGUCCUGUGAAAUGACAUACAGUUUGCACACGUAUCCGCGGGAGGAAGAACUGUAUGCCUGUCAGAGAGGCUGCCGUCUGUUUUCCAUUUGUCAGUUCGUUCGUGACAGCGAAGACCUGAAUCAGACCAAAUCCGAGUGUGAAUCAACCUGUCGCGAAGCCUACACCCAGUCUGAUGAGCAGUAUGCUUGCAACCUGGGCUGCCAGAACCAACUCCCAUUUGCCGAGCAACGCAAUGAGCAGCUGGAGGCCAUGAUGCCUCGGAUUCACCUGCUCUACCCCCUGACUCUUGUCCGAGGGCUUUGGGAGGAUGUCAUGAAUCAGGCCCACAGCUUCAUCACUUCCACGUGGACGUUCUACCUCCAGGCCGAUGAUGGCAAAGUUGUCAUUUUCCAGAGUGAGCCACAAGUCAGGUUUUUCUCCCCGUUUGAAGUGGAAAAAGAAGUUAAAGAGGAGCCACUACAGAGCUUCCCAGGGUUGAGCAGCCCAGUUUACAAAGAAUACCAUCGCACUAUAAUCCAGGAGAGGGACAGAGAUAUGACCGGGGAUCGCAACUACGAUGAUGAAUACAACCUCUUCAGCUGUCUCUCCAGGAACCCGUGGCUACCAGGGUGGAUCCUUACCACAACUCUGGUCCUGUCUGUGCUGGUCCUGAUCUGGAUCUGCUGUGCCACUGUGGCAACCGCUGUAGACCAGUAUGUACCUGCUGAGAAACUGAGCACUCUACAUGGUGACAAGGCAGUACAUGAAGGAGUCGAAACUGACCCCCCAUAUUCCAGCCGUCUCCCUCUGAUCAUCCACUCCAAAGGGCCAGAGGAAGAGCCGGCGCCACUCCCCUUCCACAUAACUCUAACUGGGCAGCUCUGA